UUUGCAGAUGGUAAAAAUGGAACCAUGUAGUGAUCUUGACAGACAAAUAGAACAGUUGAGAAGGUGUGAGCUUAUCAAAGAAUCUGAAGUGAAAGCAUUGUGUACUAAAGCUAGGGAAAUCCUGGUUGAUGAGAGCAACGUUCAGCAAGUUGAUGCACCUGUUACGGUUUGUGGAGAUAUCCAUGGCCAGUUUUAUGAUCUCAAGGAGCUCUUCAAAGUGGGAGGGGAUGUCCCAAACACCAACUAUUUAUUUUUAGGAGACUUUGUAGAUAGGGGUUUUUAUAGUGUGGAAACUUUCUUGCUUCUACUAGCCUUGAAGGUGAGAUAUCCUGACAGAAUCACCCUGAUUCGAGGGAAUCAUGAAUCAAGGCAGAUCACUCAGGUUUAUGGAUUCUAUGAUGAGUGCCUCCGCAAGUAUGGGUCAAUCACUGUGUGGCGGUACUGCACAGAAAUUUUUGACUAUUUGAGUCUUUCAGCCAUCAUCAAUGGAAAGAUCUUCUGUGUUCAUGGAGGUUUAUCACCAUCCAUUCAGACUCUGGACCAAAUCAGACUUCUUGACAGGAAACAGGAAGUGCCUCAUGAUGGACCUAUGUGUGACCUGCUGUGGUCUGACCCUGAGGACACACAAGGAUGGGGAGUGAGCCCAAGGGGUGCUGGUUAUCUCUUUGGUUCUGAUGUUGUAGCUCAAUUCAAUGCAGCCAAUGACAUAGAAAUGAUCUGCAGAGCACAUCAACUUGUGAUGGAAGGCUACAAAUGGCAUUUCAAUGAAACUGUCCUCACUGUAUGGUCUGCCCCCAAUUACUGCUACAGAUGUGGUAAUGUAGCAGCAAUACUGGAGCUUGAUGAAAACCUCCAACGUGACUUCACGAUAUUUGAAGCAGCACCACAAGAAUGUCGAGGAAUCCCUUCCAAGAAACCUCAACCAGACUAUUUCUUGUGAGUUGUGUGACCAGGACAUAUAAGUCAUGAAUGCAACCGACAUGUCUUUCUUGUGCUUCCAUAUCUUGAGAGUUCUCACUCGGCCUACCGAGCGAAAGUGUCAUGAUGGCUCUUCAUCUCUAAGGACCAAGGCAUUCUUCAUUACAUUGUGUUCAGGUAUUCUGAAAUCGAAUAGGUCUUUUUUUCCCCCUGAAUAUACUGUUCAAUAGGGUAAGAAUGACUUUUUUGACCUACUUGGAAGAUUCAUUCAUGAGAAGAUCACCACACUUCAUUUAUCACAUUUGAAUAUUUCAGUCAUGAUUUUUCCAUACCAUGUCCAAUAAAUGACAUUUUGCAUAAACCUUAAUGAAGGUAGAGCUUAGGCAGGACUUCUCCACACCGUGCAGAGACCUUAAGGUCAGCAAAGUGGUCAGCUCGAGUUGGGCCAAUGUUCACAAUUGCAAUUGGUAUACAAUGUUCUCUUGCUUGCAAUAAAAUCCGAUAGCCUGAGUAAACAUAUAGAGAUGAACCAGCAACCAGCACAGCAUCACUUUCACUCACCAAUGUUUUCACUUGUUCAACUCUUGCCUUUGGAACAUUAUCACCAAAGAACACAAUGUUGGGCUUCAUGAUUCCAACUUGACAAAUGCAACAGGAAGGGACCUUGAAAUUUCUCACCACUUCCUAUUGAAAUAGAGAGC
Molecule: messenger RNA, 1619 nt
Organism: Darwinula stevensoni
Lineage: Eukaryota; Metazoa; Arthropoda; Ostracoda; Podocopida; Darwinulidae
Source: the annotation of a GenBank genome assembly